AUGGGAAGCUACGCCGAGGAACCUCCCUUCAGGACUAUCAAAGUCAAAGAAGUCCAUCCUACUUUUGCGGCAGAAGUUGAGGGCAUUGACUGGAAGAACUUAUCCGAUGAGCAAUUCAAUGAGAUUUUUGCAGCCAUGGCUAAGUAUGGCAUCAUAAUGCUCCGGAACACUGGACUUGACGAUGCCGGCCAGAUCGAAUUCUCAAAGCGCGUUGGUGAACUCGAUACCAUGAGGCGCUACAUGACCAACGGUCGUAAGCCUAGAUAUCAGUUCUACGAGCUCUUUGAUGCCGGAAAUAUUGACGAUCAAGGGGGAGUCCUUGACCCUGAUAGCCCCAGAGCACACUAUGGAAAGGUAAUAUCUACUCUCGUUGAUACCCUGCAGCUCAUUAACAACACCUUGAAGGGCAACCAAUUGUUUCACGUCGAUUCAUCGUUCAAUCCUCGUCGAGCAAGCUACUCGAUUCUUCGUGCUGUGGAGCUGCCGCCCUUGGGCAAUGGAGGCAAUACUGACUUCGCUGACUCUCGCACGGCUUGGGAUGAUUUAGACCCUGAGUUCCAAAAGGAGCUCUUGCAGAAAGACUAUGUUGUCAACCACUCGAUCGCUCAGUCCAGGAAACUCGGUUCCCCAGAGUUCUUCAAAGAUCUGGACCCAACCAAUGGCGGCCAAAUGUCCCGCCAUAAACUAAUUCAAAAGCAUGAGCCAAGCGGUCGUAUGAACAUUUAUAUUGCUGCCCACUCCCACAGCAUCGUGGGUCUCCCAAAGGAUGAGUCUGAUGCCCUGAUAAAGAAGUUGCUCGAUCAUGUUACCCAGAGCAAAUAUGUCUACAGCAGUGAAUGGCGGAACAAUACGGACAUGAUCAUCUGGGAUAACAGGUGUACGUUGCACAGGGCGAAUGGUGGAGCAUAUGAAGGGAAGUACAGACGUGAUCUGCGCCGGACGACUGUACAUGACACGAGCCCGACUGCUUGGGGUUUGAACAAAGUCGUAGAUAACACUGAGGACUGGGUUGUCAACCACGGGGCAACCUCGGCGGCCGCGAACACAGUUGUGCCUCUCAAGGCUUGA
Exophiala aquamarina CBS 119918 is the source of this 1068-nucleotide messenger RNA. RefSeq lists its product as uncharacterized. Bases 1 to 1068 code for a protein of 355 amino acids. NCBI's taxonomy places the organism in Eukaryota, Fungi, Ascomycota, Eurotiomycetes, Chaetothyriales, Herpotrichiellaceae. The transcript has 2 exons. Gene Ontology annotation, molecular function: oxidoreductase activity. The record is from RefSeq and is a predicted model, not a curated record.